AUGGACAACAGUGACAACAGCACCAGGGACAGAAGUAACAUCAGCACCAGGGACAUUAGCAACAACAGCUCCAGGGACAGCAGUAACAACAGCACCAGGGACAGCAGCUACAGCAGCACCAGGGACAACAGUAACGACACAAGCAAGGACAGCAGUUACUGCAGCACCAUGGACAACUGUUACAACAGCAUCAGGGACAGCUGUUACAACAGCACCAGGGACAGCAGUUACAACAACACCAGGAACAGCAGUUACAACAGCACCAGGGACAGCAGUUACAACAGCACCAGGAACAGAAGUUACAGCAGUACAAGAGACAACAGUUACCACAGCACCAGGGACAGCCAUUACAACAGCACCAGGAACAGCGGCUACAACAGCAGCAGGGACAACAGUAACAAAAGCACCAGGGACAGCAUUUACAACAGCAGGAGGGACAGCAGUUACAACAGCACAAGGGACAACAGUUACCAGAGCACCAGGGACAGCAGUUACAACACCACCACGGACAGCAGCUACAGUAGCACCAGGGACAACAGUUACAACAGCACCAGGGACAGCAGCAACAGCAGCACCAGGGACAGCAGUUACAACAGCACAAGGGACAGUUGUUACAACAGCACCGGGGACAGCAGUUACAAAAGCACCAGGGACAGCAGUUACAACAGCACCAGGGACAGGAAUUACAACAGCACCAGGGACAACAGUUUCAAUAGCACCAGGGACAACAGUAACAGCAGCACCAGGGACAGGAGUUACAACAGCAACAGGGACAGGAAUAACAACAGUUACAGCAGCACCAGGGACAACAGUGACAACAGUACCAGGGACAGUAGUAACAUCAGCACCAGGGACAUUCGCAACAACAGCUCCAGGGACAGCAGUAACAACAGCACCAGGGACAGCAGCUACAGCAGCACCAGGGACAACAGUUACAGCAAUACCAGGGGCAUCAAUUACAGCAGCACCAUGGACAACAGUGACAACAGCACCAGGGACAACAGUGACAACAGCACCAGGGACAGAAGUAACAUCAGCACCAGGGACAUUAGCAACAACAGCUCCAGGGACAGCAGUAACAACAGCACCAGGGACAGCAGCUACAGCAGCACCAGGGACAACAGUAACGACACAACCAGGGACAGCAGUUACUGCAGCACCAGGAACAACUGUUACAACAGCAUCAGGGACAGCUGUUACAACAGCACCAGAGACAGGAAUUUCAAUAUUACCAGGAACAGCAGUUACAACAGCACCAGGGACAGUAGUUACAACAGCACCAGGGAUAGUAGUUGCAACACCAUCAGGGACAACAGUUACAACAGCACCAUGGACAGGAGGACAGUAGUUACAGCAUCAACAGGAAAAACAGUAACAACAGCACCAGGGACAUUAGUUACAACUGCACCAGGGACAGCAGUCACAACAGCACCAGGGACAGCAGUUACAACAGCACAAGGGACAGCAUUUACUGCAGCACCAGGGACAACUGUUACAACAACAUCAGGGACAAUAGUCACAACAGCACCAGGGACAGCAGUUACAACAACACAGGGGACAAAAGUAACAACAGCACCAGGGACAGGAGUAACUGCAGCACCAGGGACAGGUAUUACAACACCACCAGGGACAGGAGUUACAACAGCACCAGGGACAGCAGUCACAACAACACCAGGGACAGCAGUUACAACAGCACUAGGGACAGCAGUUACAACAGCACCAGGGACAGGAAUUACAACAGCACCAGGGACAACAGUUUCAAUAGCACCAGGGACAACAGUAACAGCAGCACCAGGGACAGGAGUUACAACAGCAACAGGGACAGGAAUAACAACAGUUACAGCAGCACCAGGGACAACAGUGACAACAGUACCAGGGACAUUAGCAACAACAGCUCCAGGGACAGCAGUAACAACAGCACCAGGGACAGCAGCUACAGCAGCACCAGGGACAACAGUUACAGCAAUACCAGGGACAUCAAUUACAGCAGCACCAUGGACAACAGUGACAACAGCACCAGGGACAGAAGUAACAUCAGCACCAGGGACAUUAACAACAACAGCUCCAGGGACAGCAGUAACAACAGCACCAGGGACAGCAGCUACAGCAGCACCAGGGACAACACACCAGGGACAGCAGUUACAACAACACCAGGAACAGCAGUUACAACAGCACCAGGGACAGCAGUUACAACAGCACCAGGAACAGAAGUUACAGCAGUACAAGAGACAACAGUUACCACAGCACCAGGGACAGCCAUUACAACAGCACCAGGAACAGCGGCUACAACAGCAGCAGGGACAACAGUAA
Molecule: messenger RNA, 2310 nt
Organism: Mya arenaria
Lineage: Eukaryota; Metazoa; Mollusca; Bivalvia; Myida; Myidae
Product: probable serine/threonine-protein kinase clkA
Exons: 3
Coding region: 1-2310 (769 amino acids)
Source: RefSeq, a predicted model, not a curated record